AUGGCAAAAAAAAACACGCCGACGCCAAAAAAAACGGCCGUGGAGCCCGCAUCCAAGGGAAAGGGCAAGGGCAAAAAGUCUCCGGACCCUGAACCGCUUCCCGGGCCGCCAAAACCCACUGCCCGCCAGAUUGUGGCCAAUUCGUCCUGGACCGGAAAAUUACCGGCCACUCUGCUCCACGAACAUGUUCAGAAGUUGAAAUGGGAGCGGGUCGACUAUGACAUGCGACGGGUCAAGACUGGGUUCAUCGCCACCGUGAUUCUUAAACAGAAGAACCCCAAGACCCAGGAAGUGGAGGAGAUCAGAUACAUGCCUCCUGCGGAUCUGGUCCAGGGCAAAGACACGGCCCUGGAAGCCCGCCAUCUAGCUGCCACAUACGCGCUGCAUCGCAUCUCGAGUCACAAAAACCUGUCCAUGGUUCUCCCCACGGAUCAUAAGACUCUCUGGCAGAAAUGUGACAAGAAAAAGAGUGAAGAUAUCAAGUCUGGACAGGCCACUGCCGACGACUACGUUCCCGAUCCAUUUAUUGUGAAACGAAAGCGAGAGACCGAGCGUGCUGACCGCGAAAAGAAGCGCCAGAUUGAAAGGGAACGGGCAGAAAAAAGUAAGGUGGAGGUGAAGGUUGCGAUCGAGUCGAGUGGAAAGACGACGGCGAACGGCGACCCCAAGAAGUCACGUGAGUCACCUGAUCCGUCUAGGAAGCCCGGUCCCCGUCCCCGAGAGCUUUUCCCUCCCAAAUCAUGGGACUACGCGCCCAAGGCCGAAAUGUCUCAGGAGCUGCGAAACCUGGUGGAAAGCGUCAUCAAGAAGAAGGUCACGUGGGAGAAGAAUGAAGCCGAUGAUUCGACCACGGCGGCAAAUGACAAACUGAUUGCCGAAAUCACUAACCUGGGAUUCCGCAAGUCCCACGUAACCGAGGCUCUUCAGUACGCUUCUCCGGAGGCUACGGAGCUGCUCGAAUGGCUUCUACUACAUGUUCCUGAGGACGAUUUGCCCGGCAAGUUUCUGCCCGACAAGUACACUACGGGAGUGUCGUUCCACACGCUGGAGCUGUCACGUGAGUACAUGGUCAAGCGUUUCCAGGAAGACGGAUACAACAGAGAUGUGGCCAUUGAUGUACUGGAGCGAGUUGACUGGAGCGAGCGGUUGGGUAAUGUGGAGUUGUGCAAGAGGUUAAUUGGUGAACCUGCCUCCGAUUCCCCGUCUUGUCGGGUCAGUGAGAUGACCAUCUCCGAGGUAUCCGGGGAUUCGGAGUCCGAGUCUCUGUCAAUCUGGAACGAGGAAAUGGAGGCUCUGGAAGCCAUUUUUGAGCCCGAAAGACUGUCGGUUGCGGACGACCGAAUCAGUGUGUCUCUCAACUGUCGAAAUCUCGAAAACGGCCUGUUACAAGCCACUUUUUGGAGAUCCAAUGACUACCCGGCAUCGUUCCCUUCAAUAGCCGUAAGAGCCAUCAAAAAGGGCCACAGAUUGCCACAUUACAUCCAAUUGGCCAUUAUGCGCCGGGCAUUAGAGAUGUCACGUGACACGCUGUCUGGGGACGCGCAGAUUUGGGCCAUUUGCGAGUGGCUGGAGGACAACUGUUGUGAGAUCAUAGACAAUCCUGGCGAGCUUGCUGGGGUCAGUGGGGGUGUUGGUAUUGUCAAUCAGCCCUCUAUGGUGGUUAGAAAGGGCCAGAAUAAGUCUCGACCCAUUCCCAAGGCUCAACUAAACACCAAACAAAUCCAGGAGAGUUUUGUAAAGCGAUUUGUUGGUGGGGAAUGGGACAAGAUGAAGAAGAGCAGACAGUCGUUGCCGGCAUGGGAAAAGCAGCGGGAUGUCAUUGAUGCUCUUUCUGCCAGUCAGAUUGUACUGGUGACCGGAGAAACCGGUUCCGGUAAGUCCACCCAGACUGUUCAGUUCAUUCUGGACCAUAUGGUGUCCACCACCAGCACGACGCCCAACAUCAUCUGUACACAGCCUCGACGAAUUUCCGCCAUGGGUUUGGCUGAACGAGUGGCUGCGGAACGAAUGUCUGAACUCGGUACCGAGGUUGGUUACAUCAUCAGAGGCGAAAACAAGACUUCCAAGGAAACACUUUUGCGGUUUGUGACUACUGGAGUGCUGCUGAAGAUGAUCCAGGGCGAUUUCAAGACUUCUCUGAGCAAUGUGACUCACGUGGUGGUAGAUGAGGUCCAUGAACGGUCUGUCGAUGGUGAUGUAUUGCUCAUCCUUCUCAAGAGUCUUCUGACAGUGUUCCCGCAUCUCAAGAUUGUGCUCAUGUCUGCCACGGUCGACUCAAACACAUUCAUCAACUACUUUGGGGGCCACGGCAAGGUCGGUCACGUGCACAUUGAGGGCAGAACAUUCCCAGUCGACGACGUAUACCUCGACGGAGUUAUUGAACAGAGCAACUACGGAGAAGGAGAGCCGGUCAACAAAAUCAUCACCAAACUCGGCGAGGGAGUCAACUACCAGCUGCUGAGUCAUCUCAUCAGUCACGUGGACACCCAACUCACGGCGCAGUCAUCCAAGGGAGGAGUGCUCAUUUUCCUGCCCGGAGUGGCCGAAAUCUCGCAAUGUUGCGCGGUGCUGAGUCAGCUGGGCACCUGUCACGUGAUUCCGCUCCACUCCGGGCUCUCGCCUCAGCAGCAGCGGCUGGUUUUUUCGACUCCGCCCAGGGGCAAGCGCAAGGUUGUUGUUGCCACUAAUAUUGCCGAGACGUCGAUCACCAUUCCGGAUAUUGUGGCUGUGGUGGACUCUGGGCGUGUCAAGGAGACGGUUUAUGAUGCUGAGAACAACAUUGUGCGUCUUGUGAGCACGUGGGUAUCUCAGGCCGCUGCCAAGCAGCGUCGUGGACGAGCUGGACGAGUUUCUCGAGGCACCUGCUACAAAAUGUACACUCAGCAGGCGGAGCAGGGCAAAAUGCCGGAGCGAACUGUGCCUGAAAUGUCUCGGACUCCGUUGGAGCAGCUGUAUUUGUACGUCAAGAGCAUGAAUGUUGGCGAUGUUGGCAAGUUUCUGUCUCGGGCCAUUGAUCCUCCUUCUGUGACUGCCAUUUCCACCGCCCAGUCCAUCCUGACCAAUAUGGGGUGUAUUUCGGUGUCUGGAGCUCUGACUGCGUUGGGAAAGCACAUGUCGAUGAUUCCUGGAGACCUCAAGGUGGCCAAGUUGCUGAUUAUCGGCUCGGUUCUCGGCUGUUCCAAGCUCAUGUUGGCGGUGGCUGGAGUUCUUUCUGUCAAGUCGCCAUUUCUGAGUCUGGCCGAUAAGAGAGACGACAUCAAGGCGAGUCGGAGCCAGUUUUCGACCGGAAAUGGCGACCUGUUGACCGAUGCCACUGCCUAUCUUGAAUGGGAGGCCCGCAAACACGUGAAAACCACCCGGCUGUGGUGCAAGGAGAACUUUCUGUCCUCCGAAGUGCUCUACAACAUUGACAGUACCGUCAAGCAGUUUUCCGAGAUUCUGCGCAACCUCAACUACUCCAUCAACGGCACCAACACCUCCAACAACCUGGCCCGAGCCGUCAUUGCCUCGUCUCUCAAUCAGCAGAUUGCCAAGGUGCGCCAUCCGGACAAGAAGUUCUCGCAGCUGGCGUCGGGAGCUGUUCAGGUCGAUCCCGAAGCUCGAGAGUACAAGUAUUAUCUUCAGAACGAGCGGGUUUUUAUCCACCCGUCCUCCACGGCGUUUUCUGAACGAAAUCUGCCCCAGGAGGCCUGCUUCAUGGCCUACUUUACCCGCAUGGAGACCUCCAAGGUGUUUCUGAGAGACGUGACGCCAGUGUCAAAGUACGCCAUGCUGCUAUUUGGAGGCAAGCUGGACAUUGACUACACCGGGCGAGGCGUGGUGAUCAGCGACUGGCUCCAGAUCACGUGCUGGCCCCGAAUCGGAGUGCUGGCGGCCAAAUUGAGACAGCUGCUGGAGGAGGGGCUUCAACGCAAGUUUGACAAUCCCCGGGAGGAGCUGGAUCCAGAGCUGGUUAACACGGUGGUCAAGCUUCUGGAGACCGAUGGUUUGUAA
Molecule: messenger RNA, 3993 nt
Organism: Yarrowia lipolytica CLIB122
Lineage: Eukaryota; Fungi; Ascomycota; Dipodascomycetes; Dipodascales
Cellular component (GO): intracellular anatomical structure
Molecular function (GO): protein binding; ATP binding; RNA binding
Source: RefSeq, a predicted model, not a curated record